This is a messenger RNA of Phoenix dactylifera (date palm), 1267 nucleotides long. Its product is annotated as glucan endo-1,3-beta-glucosidase-like. Lineage: Eukaryota; Viridiplantae; Streptophyta; Magnoliopsida; Arecales; Arecaceae. The record is from RefSeq and is a predicted model, not a curated record. Gene Ontology annotation, biological process: carbohydrate metabolic process. Gene Ontology annotation, molecular function: hydrolase activity, hydrolyzing O-glycosyl compounds.
CGAACUUGUACAUGUAUGCCCCGUCCAAGGUACUCCCGAGAUAAUUAAAUCUCAAUUCGAGCUUCAAACAUGGCAAGCCAGAGUUCUGUUUCCAUGGCUGCCAUUACAUUACUCCUUGGAGUCCUCGUAGUAUUCCCAACAAGUGUGCAAUCGAUUGGUGUCUGUUAUGGAAGGCUCGGAAACAACCUACCCCAACCUAGUGAUGUGGUGGCUCUCUACAAAUCUAACAACAUUGGACAAAUGAGGAUCUAUGAUCCAUACUCACCAACUCUGCAAGCCCUUCAAGGAACCAACAUUCAACUCAUUGUAGACGUCCCAAAUGAUGGUCUCCAAAAUCUAGCCUCCGAUGCUUCAGCAGCUAAUGAUUGGGUCCAAAACAACAUUCAAGCUUAUUCAGAUGUCUCAUUUAGAUAUAUCGCAGUAGGCAAUGAAGUUAUCCCUGGAGAUUCAGCUCAGUAUGUGCUCCCUGCCAUGAAGAACAUUUACUCAGCUCUAUCUACUGCAGGUCUACAAAACCAAAUCAAAGUCUCAACUUCAGUUGCUACAGUGGUCCUUGGGGUUUCAUAUCCUCCCUCACAUGGUGCAUUCUCUUCUGAUGCACUGAACACCUUAGGGCCAAUCAUUCAAUUCUUGAAUGAAAAUGGAGCCCCACUCCUAGUAAAUGUGUAUCCCUACUUCAGUUACGUUGAUAACCAAGGCUCGAUCGACAUCAAUUAUGCUUUGUUCACUUCCUCAGGAACUGUCGUCCAAGAUGGGCAAUAUAGUUACCAGAAUCUCUUUGAUGCCAUGGUCGAUGCAGUUUACGCAGCAUUAGAGAAUGUGGGAGGGUCUAAUGUGGCGAUCGUGGUAUCGGAGAGCGGUUGGCCAUCGGCAGGUGAUACUGUAGCAACCAUCAGCAAUGCACAGACAUAUAAUCAGAAUUUAAUCAAUCAUGUUGGUCAAGGAACUCCAAGGAGAUCUGGAAAGGCUUUAGAGACUUACAUAUUUUCCAUGUUCAAUGAGAACGGAAAGUCAGCAGGGAUAGAGCAAAACUGGGGGUUGUUCUACCCAAAUGAGCAACCUGUCUACCCAAUCAACUUCAGUUAAAAGAUGAGAGAGGAUUACAGCAUAAGUAGUUAUAAAUUAAAAAAUAUCAUCUGGAAUAAGCCAUUAGAAGGAAUGGAUAAUUUCCUGUUUACUUGAAUAAAGGUUUGAUAAAUAAAAUUUCCUCAUGUAACCUGAUGAUGGAAAUAAUAUUGCCAAAGAUAACUUUUUACUCUCUUUUAAA